ACCGACGCUCGCUCGUUUCAAGGCCUACUGCACGCGCGAUAUCGGCGCGACGCGCGACAUCAAUAGAUGGGUGUCGAGGUGCGGAAGAUGUGAAAGUGUGGAUGGUUGUUUUCCUUUUGGUUUUGAUUGUGAGUGACAUGAGGACCCUUGCGGAAUCGGAGAGGAACACAUUGCCUAGGGGAUGGGUCAGGCAAGCCGUGAUGGGGGUGUUAAGGUGGAAAGACGUGCCUGCGGCUCAACCGGCGCCUCAACAGCACCAUACUAGGAUUGAGGUCGGAUACAAGAGCAACAAUAUUGGGAUUAUACAGGUGGGUCUACAAGCGAAGCGCUCGGCCGCGUCAGCUGGGAUCAUAAAUAAUUCCCUCAUGAAUUGA
Acanthoscelides obtectus is the source of this 374-nucleotide messenger RNA. The record is from the annotation of a GenBank genome assembly. NCBI's taxonomy places the organism in Eukaryota, Metazoa, Arthropoda, Insecta, Coleoptera, Chrysomelidae.